CUCACUUAGUACAUGCAUCGAUGGUGUAAGAUGAUAGUGAGCCGUUGUUUGUCUGGAGUUCAAGUUGGGAAAGUCUCUUCACAGUAGAAUAAACCAUGCAACGCGUUCAUUUUACAGGGUUGAUUUUCUUCAUCAUUUUUGCUAUGUUUUUCCACUAUGGAUCUCAAACUGCACCGAAGAAGUACCAUAUUCCCAACUUUCGGACAAACUGGCAUAAGGCCAAUGAAUUUUGUAACUCCAUCGGGAUGCGGCUGCUGACGAUUCGAUCUCGCGAGGAGAAUGAUGCUGUAGCACAGUUCGUCCAAAGCACCGACAAGUUCAACGAUGUGCAGUGCUAUUUCUGGAUUGGCGGAUCCGACUUAGGUGAGGAGGGUGUAUUUUCAUGGGUAGCCACAGGAAAGCUGGUGACGUUUACCAACUGGUCUCCGGGGGAGCCUAAUAACAACAACGGGACAGAGGAUUGUAUGCAGAUGGUGUUUAUUCCCCGGUUUGCACAGCGAUGGACCUGGAACGACAAUAAUUGCAAAGGAUCGCAUAUGUACUUUAUUUGUGAAGAUGCUACGGAUUGUGUGAUGGAAUUUUGAAACUUCAGAGCAUGCUAACACGCCAUAAAAUAAUUAUAAUUAUGUUGCCAACAUUUUGAUUCAAAAAUACCAAAAUUUGUUCUUUAAAGAAUCGAAAAUUUUUUCCCAACAAAACGAACAAAAAAUAAAAAGGAAUAGAAUCUAGAUAAAUGGAAUAAUUUUUAUUCCUUG
Topomyia yanbarensis is the source of this 755-nucleotide messenger RNA. RefSeq names its product C-type lectin 37Db-like. Gene Ontology annotation, cellular component: external side of plasma membrane. The transcript has 2 exons. Gene Ontology annotation, molecular function: carbohydrate binding. The record is from RefSeq and is a predicted model, not a curated record. Bases 96 to 584 code for a protein of 162 amino acids. NCBI's taxonomy places the organism in Eukaryota, Metazoa, Arthropoda, Insecta, Diptera, Culicidae. Gene Ontology annotation, biological process: biological process involved in interspecies interaction between organisms.